AUGGCUAAUCCACAAGAAGAAGUUUACAAAGAAUUCCUCAACUACGACUGGGAGUCAUUCUCAGAGUUCCAAACAGGGCUCCAGGAGAUCCUCGAUAGUCAUUUGAACACGCUAAAGGAGCAAGAUGCCUCUAUCAAGGCUAUCCCUGCUUUAGACAGACAGCAGUUGACUGACCAAGCAAAGUCGUUCUUCUUCUGUUCGCACACUGGAAACAUCCUCAAUCUCGAUGACUUCCAGCAAUGGAGAUUUCACAACGGAGACAAGUUCGACAAGAAGAAGAAAAUCCAAGAGAUAACAGACACCGAAAUAGAACAAGACGAGGAACAAAAAACUGGAGCAAACGAAGAAGCAGAACAGGAACAAGAAUUAAAACAUAAUUCAGAAACUAUACAACAAACUCAUGAAACUGAACAUUCUACCGAGGAUCCACCAUAUUCGUCGAAUUACCAACACCUUGUAGAGUUAAUUGUUUCAGGGAAACCUGUUCCUGGAAUCAAGGAUAUCCCUGAUACGGUUCUUUCUGAAAAGAAGUCGGAUGCUAUAGCCACCCAGAGGGUCAAGCCUUGGGAGAAGAACAAGACUGCAGCCGAUACCAGUUUCCUUGAGUAG
Scheffersomyces stipitis CBS 6054 is the source of this 609-nucleotide messenger RNA. RefSeq lists its product as uncharacterized. The transcript has a single exon. The record is from RefSeq and is a predicted model, not a curated record. Bases 1 to 609 code for a protein of 202 amino acids. NCBI's taxonomy places the organism in Eukaryota, Fungi, Ascomycota, Pichiomycetes, Serinales, Debaryomycetaceae.